AUGGGUACUAAACUCUCGAGGUGUUUUCAAACUCAGAAAAGUUCUGAGAAAGCCGUGAAUCAACAGGAUUCAGAGAAAAGGGCAGAGAGGACAGAGAUCCACCACAGAUCCACUGAAGUCGAGCUGUUGCCAGAAAACCUCGAAGACAAUCAGUCGCGUUUGAUUCGAGAGCAAGAUGUUUUAAAUGAAAGGAUUGAUGCGAUAUUUCGUAAAAACCAGGAGAGCAUCGCGAAGAGGACACAACAGGACUGGGUCUUUAAGAGAGAGAAGCUACAGGACGACGAACAGGAGACUGUGGAGACGGAGAAGCUGCAGCCUGAGCAGAGAAACCCCCAACAAGAGGGUCCUAGGAUCAAUGAGGAACAGGAGGAGCAGGAGGUUAAAGGGGAGGUAGAGCAGGAGGUUAAAGGGGAUUUAAAGCAGGACAAGUCGGUCUUCAAGGGACAGAAGGUAGGGUUAGAGCACUGCGCACAGGCCAGUACUUCGUUUGAGCUUUUGCGCCAAGAGAGGGAGAAAUGUAGGAAAUAUAUAUCUGAACUUAAUCAGUUUAAGGAUAAAGUAAAGCAGGACGAGGCCAGCAGCGACAAAGCAGCGGAUCAGGAAAAGGAGACAUCACCGACAGAAGGUGAUGUAGAGAGGAACCGCGAACUGGAAGCCGAGGUCCAACGUCCAACGUCUUUAGAACUGAGAGAAACUAAGCAGGCUCUUAAAGGGAAAGUGCAGUCUCUGGAGACACAGAACAGGGAAUUGACCCAAGAGUUUGAAAGUUUUAAGUUUAGAUCAGAGGAAAAACUGAGGGAAAGCAGGAAUGAAAUGUUGAGAAUUUGUGCAGAAAACAGAGAGUUGGCCGAAAAAUUUGAGGAAUAUAGGUCAGAAUCAAAGAGAGAAAAGUCUCGCCUGCGGACUGAGCUGGAGUCAUGUAAAUCUGAUUCUCAGCGGCGCCGUCAAAAUGUAGCCACAGAUUUAGAAAAAACAAAUGCGCAUUUAAUGGAGCAGUUAGAGUUCUACAAGACGGACCUCGAGAACAGAACGCGGGACUCCGGUUUGGAAAUUACGAUCUUUAAAGGAAAGGUUGAUUCUCUGGAGAAAUAUACGUUUAGUCUGGAACAGAAACAGCGACACCACAGUGGGCUCCAGACUGAGGUAGAGUCCCUCAGAGUAGAGAACUUAGAGAUGAAAGAAGCUCUAAACUGUAACAAAUCUGAACUGGUCCGACUGAGACAGACGGUGGCCGAGGCAGAGAAGAGAGAGCAGACGCUCCGAAACACAGUCAGCCUCCUUGAAACCCAAAAGAGAGAUUUGUCUGAGAAUUUGCAGAGGACAGAGUUUCGCUUAAACAGGUUACGAAACACGGGCUUCGACUGGGAGUAA
This is a messenger RNA of Knipowitschia caucasica, 1371 nucleotides long. NCBI's taxonomy places the organism in Eukaryota, Metazoa, Chordata, Actinopteri, Gobiiformes, Gobiidae. The record is from the annotation of a GenBank genome assembly.